AUGACUGCAAUCGUUGAAGCUUUGACCUCAGCCCAACCUACCACCCUGCUCCGGUCCCGGAUGACUUCAGGCGCAGAAGAAAACGCCACCACCAGUUACUCUGUCACCGAAAAAAUCAAUAGCCUGAGCAUCCACAUUAGCAUCAUAGGUAGCAUUAUUGUAAGUAGCAUCGAAAGCCUCAACGACAUCAGCAGCAGCAAUACUCCCAGCUUCAGCACCGUUACAACCAUCGUCAGCGAUCGUGAAAAUAAUAGUCACAAGGCAGAUGAGGUGUUAGGAGGAGACGAGAAGGAGAAGGAGACGGAGACGGAGAGUAUGUGCGCCAACGUGAUUUCUUCCGAUCAAUCCGUACCCCAAAUUCGCGGUAUUGCAAGCUCAAAAUCGGAAGUGAUUUUGUGUAAUUGGGAGCACCAUACCACGAUACGGUCGGAUGAUACUUCCCAGGACAUUGGCUCAUCCAUUUAUGACUGCUCAUGGACGCCUAGUCCCAGAAUGGAAGCCGAUGUGCAAGCCAGGUCUGUACUCGAGAACUCAGUUGGUCCACUACCACUGGCCUAUUUCGACGCCGACGGUCUUGCUGAUAACACUCUGCGCCACACUGGCAAUUGCCACAUUCUGCCUACUGCAUCCGAAAAU
Dibothriocephalus latus is the source of this 636-nucleotide messenger RNA. The record is from the annotation of a GenBank genome assembly. Lineage: Eukaryota; Metazoa; Platyhelminthes; Cestoda; Diphyllobothriidea; Diphyllobothriidae.